Osmerus eperlanus (European smelt) is the source of this 2061-nucleotide messenger RNA. RefSeq names its product glutathione hydrolase-like YwrD proenzyme. Lineage: Eukaryota; Metazoa; Chordata; Actinopteri; Osmeriformes; Osmeridae. The coding region runs from base 107 to 1786 and encodes 559 amino acids. The record is from RefSeq and is a predicted model, not a curated record. The transcript is spliced from 11 exons.
UCAUCGAUCAAAGACUAAAAAGCCUUUAGCGGUUCGUGUUUACAGUUAUGAUUGAUCUGUGCCCUGUGCCUCAACGACGAGACAUUUUACAAUUCUUAUACAGGACAUGUCAACUGAUCUUUUAUUCAACUCGCGUCGGUCACCUGUUGUUUGUUUGCAUGGCUGCGUAGCGUCCAGUCAGCCUUUGGCUUCCAACAUCGGCCUUGACAUCCUGAAAAAAGGCGGGAAUGCUGCUGAUGCUGCGGUUGCCAUGGCAGCCGUGCUCGCCGUUACAGAGCCAUGCAGCACUGGGAUUGGUGGAGACAGCUUCUGUCUCUUCUAUGACGCCAGCACUGGCAACGUGCGCGGCCUCAAUGGCAGUGGCAGGACCCCCAGAGCUCAGACCAUUGACUUCCUGGAGGGGCGGGGCUACAGUGUUUCUAACCCGCCCCCUCCCUUCCACGCCCUGAAUGUCACCGUGCCUGGGGCAGCUGCUUGCUGGUCUGAUACUGUCUCACUGUUCGGCAGUCAGCAGCUCUCCCUACAGGAAGUGCUGCGGCCCGCCGCCAAGCUGGCCCUGGUGGGGUUCCCCGUCGCCGAGGUAACCGCCUACCACUGGGCCAAGUGGGUGGCUACCAUGCGAGCCGCCGGGAGGGAAGUGGGCAGUGACUUCCUCAUCAACGGGCAGGCGCCCAAUCACGGCCAAGUGUUCCGUAACCCCGCCCUUUCCCGGACCUUCCAGCUGCUAGGCCAGCAGGGUAAAGCAGGCAUCUACAGCGGUGGAGUGGCAGGAGCCAUCGUUGAUGUCAUCAGAGAGAACGGGGGUGUGAUGACUCCGGAGGACCUGGGCAGCCACGACAGCCAGGAGAUCACACCCAUCUCCACCGACUACAAGGGUGUGAGACUGUGGGAGCCCCCCCCUAAUGGGCAGGGCAUGGCAGCGCUCAUUGCCCUCAACAUCUUGGAGAACUUCCCUGUUAAAGAGUUGGGUCACAACAGCGCCAGCUAUCUCCAUGUUGUGGCUGAAGCUCUGAAGCUGAGUUUAACAGAUACGAUGCAUUACUGCGGCGACCCAGACCAUGUGACCAUGCCGCUGAAAGGCCUACUGGCCAAAGACUACAGCCAUCAGAGGUCCCAGAUUAUCAACAUGGAGAGGGCCCGCGGUGAGGUGGAGCGUGGCGUCCCUACAGGAAGUGACACGGUGUACUUCUGUGUGGUGGAUGGGCAGGGAAACGCCUGCUCCCUGGUCAACAGUAACUACAUGGGCUUUGGGACGGGCCUGGUGCCAGAGGGCUGUGGAUUCUCUCUACAGAACCGUGGCGCCAGCUUCUCCCUGGACCGUAACCACGGUAACUGCAUUGCCGGGGGAAAGCGGCCGUACCACACCAUCAUGGCCGCUAUGCUCACUGACUCCGCCUCCGGACGCCUCCUCUGCUCACUGGGAGUCAUGGGAGCCUUCAUGCAGCCUCAGGGGCAUGUGCAGGUGCUGUUGAACAUGUGUGAGUUUGGUAUGGACCCCCAGCAGGCCCUGGACGCCCCCCGUGUGUUCGUCCAACACGACCCGACAGGCCGGCUGUGGAACAUCAACCUGGAAGAGGGUGUGGACCAGGGAGUGGCUGAAGACCUAAGAAGGCGGGGCCAUGCUGUAAACUGGCCUAUCAGCGGUCACGAGCGCUCCAAGUUUGGGCGGGGUCAGGUCAUCUCGGUUGGAGAUUGGUGGAACAAGGCUGUCCAUCAGGACCCAGGCAUCAGGGUGUUGUGGGCGGGAUCUGACGCCAGAGGGGAUGGCUGUGCUCAGGGAUUCUAGUCCUCUGCUCUCCUCUAGGGGUCGCUGCAGAACUCCAUCCUAGUAUUUUGCCGCUCGAAACCAAAAGAAGUGUUGUUGGUUUGCAAACCCUCCUUGAAUUGUAUUAAUCCUCAGAACUUUGGCCUUUGGACUCUAAAACAGUAUGAUUACUGUUGAAAAACCAAGUUAGAUGACUAUAGCUUUCAUCAACUUAUUUUUGUAAAUUGAAAGGAACUGUCCUACUGUAUGAGAUAAGUUUCACAGCAAAUCACUUGAUUUUUGUAUACAAAACAGAA